Messenger RNA from Doryrhamphus excisus (bluestripe pipefish), 3893 nucleotides. The record is from RefSeq and is a predicted model, not a curated record. Lineage: Eukaryota; Metazoa; Chordata; Actinopteri; Syngnathiformes; Syngnathidae.
UCUUUUGGGAGGGGUACAAAUAUUAACGCUGGACCGUCAGGCUGCUCUUUUCUGUCAUUUGGGUGAACACAAACUCUUUUUGGAAGGCCAUAAGAGCAAGUUUUUUGGGACACAUUCACAAGUAGGUGGAAAGAGUGGAUAUUAACAGUUGAGGAGAACAGAGUUACAAGCAGGAAUCCUCAUUUUCCACAGCGUGUGGAAAUACUUCACAUGUAUGGAUUAGCAACACUGAAGUUUGGAAGCCUACACCUGCUUUUUUCCAUAUUGUUGUGCACAGAAGAAGUGGCUCACGCAGAGAUUGUCAGCUUUCUGUGAUGAUACACUGCACAAGGGGAUGUGGCAUCCGGCACACUACCCCUGAGCUUUAUUCCAUACCGUCUUCUCUUAUCUGUGGCUACCAGUGACAAUGCUGACCGAGUCUGCGAAACCACAAGGAUCAGAGCCCGGACCCACUAUAAGGCCUGCUGGAACCUCUGCAGCACAAUGUCCCAGUCAGUCGUGGCUCCACUGGGGGCUGACAGCUCGCUAUCGGAAGCCCCUGGUGUUCAGCUGAAGUGGGCUGCCCUGCUUAUUGUCAUGGUCAUCAUUCCAACCAUUGGAGGAAACAUCCUUGUCAUCCUUGCGGUGUCACUCGAGAAAAAAUUGCAGAACGCCACCAACUAUUUUCUGAUGUCACUUGCUGUGGCUGAUUUACUCGUGGGACUCCUGGUCAUGCCCAUCGCUCUGGUCACUGUCCUCUACAAUUCCGGUUGGCCACUCCCGGACUUUGUGUGCCCUAUUUGGCUCUUCCUGGAUGUGCUGUUUUCAACUGCAUCCAUCAUGCACCUGUGUGCCAUCUCACUGGAUCGCUACAUUGCCAUCAAGAAGCCGAUACAGCACAGCCAGUACAAAUCCAGAGCCAAGGCGAUGGGCAAGAUAGCACUGGUGUGGAUUAUAUCCAUUUGUAUAGCAAUCCCGAUUCCAAUCAAGGGGCUCCAGAACUACCAUCCGAAAAACAACAUCACGUUCAACAGCAACCACACGUGCUUGCUAAAAACUGAUACCUUUCGGGAGUUCAUUAUGUUUGGCUCCAUGGCGGCAUUCUUCGUUCCUUUGGUCAUAAUGAUGGUCAUCUACCUUCUGACUGUGCACGUUUUGCGCAAAAAGGUAUAUUUGCUCAGGUCAAAGGUGAUCCAGCGCUUGAGCAGCCAGACCGCCGUGUCCGCCAUUUUCCAAAGGGAACAUCCUGCGACCACGCAUCAAGUCGAUCCGCUUAAUGUGCUGGAAAGCCGAUUUCCCAGGAUGCAAGAAACACCCAAUGCGGGCGCAACAAACCCUCCAAUAGGCGGGGACGUGCCCUUCCGCAGAAUGUCCACCAUGGGAAAGAAGUCGAUGCAGACGCUAAGCAACGAGCAACGCGCCUCGAAGGUGCUGGGCAUAGUCUUCCUCCUGUUUGUCGUCAUGUGGUGCCCCUUCUUCAUUACCAACGUCACAUCUGUGCUGUGUACCAGCUGCGAUGUCAACAUCAUCUCCCGGCUUAUGGAGAUCUUUGUCUGGGUGGGCUACGUGUCGUCGGGGAUCAACCCGCUGGUUUACACACUCUUCAACAAGACGUUCCGAGAAGCGUUCACACGCUGCAUUACUUGUAAUUAUAAAACCUGCAUAAGGCAUCGGCCAGACAGGGAUCCGAAAACCUCGACCGCAAAUCGGACCCUUACGGGAAUUUCAUUUAAAUCAUCCAUGGCAGAAAACUCCAAACUGCUCAUGAAGCGGGGCGUGAAGAACGGCAUCGGGGCGGUGAGCAACCAAAGCCCGGUGAGACGCCAACAGUCACCUGUUCAACCAAGUCGUGUCGUUUUGUUAGACUCGGUGCACUUGGCUGAAAACUACGACGCCAAGCAGGAAGAAUAUGUGAGCCGUUUAUGAACGUACAAUACACCAAUUAAAAUGAAAGCUUCGGGGAAAUGGCUUUUUCUUUUCUUUCUUUUCUUCUCAUUAAAGACUAAAUGAUUCACCGCCAUCAACUUUAUAAGCUGGAUUGAUUGGAUCGUGUUACGUGGCACUUUGUAAUAGGAGUGUCCCGAUCAUCCAUUGAUAUCAACGGACCCGAUAGCAGCCAAAAAAAACAACAAUAUUUGAUGUUAUGACAUACUACAGUAUUAAUUGGCCCUGUACUCUAGAAAGCGCCCAUGAAUGAUACGGGAAAAGGCCGAAAUGAUACUGUGUCAAAGCCCAGGGCAGUGAUACUGAUAAAAUAUAGAGUUUAACCAUGUCCAGUAUCAGCCCCCGUAGCUGUCCACUCAGAGCGCGCUGCUCUGGUAUCGUGCCCGUGAAACAACCAAUCAGAGAACAGGGCACGAGCGUUUGUUUUGCUGCCGUCUGUGCUCUGUCAACAUGUCAGCGGUUGACACUCCCGGCGAAAGACAAAUAGGGAAAAAUAGCAAACAGAAUAUUAGAAAUGGAACGUUUUAUCACCAUUAAUGAGGAAGACACUCUUGAAAUGAUCGAAAAAAACUAAAAAUGCAAAUACAAGUCGGAAAACCAAGGGCGACUGCAACUGCAAGAACGAACGUAGACUGGUAGAAAGUAUUCCCCCGCCUGAGUUCGACAAAUACGUGUCUAUGUUUAUUGUAACGUUGUUGCCGACGCUAUGGAAAGGACACGACUGUGAUCGCUAACAAGCUUUUAUUACACAACAAUACUGGCUACUGUCGGCCGUAACCACGCCGUUGCAACCACCGCCAGCAACAACGCAACGCAACAGUGCUUCCUCAACGCGACACGCCCCCACCCCUGGUGCAUUCACAGUCACGCGGAACAGUCAGACACUCAAGAGCACAACAUGUCAACAUGAACACGUCAGGGUCGCUACGUUAUUUUAUCAAUCAGAAAAGAAAAUGGGGAUGAAUACGAGCCUGAUUCUCUCAAAUCAAAAUUCAACUCUCUGGCACGUUACAUGAUGGAAAAACGAAAGUAUGUGAUAAUAAGCUCAUGAUUAAAUAGUAUGUGAUAAUAAGAUCAUCACAUAGUUUGUCUGGCAUCAGGCCCAGUAUCAUGCCCCCGUGCUAGUAUCAGCCACUUGGGGGCAUGAUACCUGGCCUGAUACCAGACAAACCAUGUGAUAACCUCUAAUUAUCACAUAUUACAGUAUUAAUUGGCCCUGUACCCUAGAAACCGCCCAUGAAUGAUACGGGAAAAGGCCGAAAUGAUACUGUGUCAAAGCCCAGGGCAGUGAUACUGAUAAAAUAUAGAGUUUAACCAUGUCCAGUAUCAGCCCCCGUAGCUGUCCACUCAGAUCGCGCUGCUCUGGUAUCGUGCCCGUGAAACAACCAAUCAGAGAACAGCGCGUGAACACACAGUUUACACUGUUUAGAUAUAAUACAUGUAAUAAACUGAAAAUUUUCCGGAAACAAAAUUGUCUUUUGAUUAAAUAGUACGUGAUAAUAAGCUCAUGAUUAAAUAGUAUGUGAUAAUGAUAAUAAGAUCAUCACAUGGUUUGUCUGGUAUCAGGCCCAGUAUCAUACCCCCGCGUGCCAGUAUCAGCCUAUAAAGACCUAUAAAUAUCGGCCGGCAUUUAAGCCUGCAGGAGCAUUUCUAUGAAGCGUGCAGAACCCAUGUGAUCGUUUAGCAAGGAAACAUUUGUAAAGUGAGAACUUCCCAUGGGGCAACAAAAAGUAAUUGGCUGUAAGAGUAGCGAGCCAGCCAUCACUUAGAAGGUGGAGUUUCACUACAUUGCGCCUAUUGACGAAACUAUACACCAGAUACAUCAAGAAGUAAAUGGGUCAGUUUUCUUCAUACAUACUGUUGCUGCUCUUUGAGUAAUAUCACUUAAUCAAGCCGUUUCUAACAUUCCACGCUACUAAACAAGUCAUAAAAGUACGUAUUAUCUGUGCUGAUAUUGAAUCAAUAUCUGA